Chelonia mydas (Green sea turtle) is the source of this 4921-nucleotide messenger RNA. RefSeq names its product matrix metalloproteinase-17. Gene Ontology annotation, molecular function: metalloendopeptidase activity; zinc ion binding. The transcript has 12 exons. The coding region runs from base 1238 to 3055 and encodes 605 amino acids. Lineage: Eukaryota; Metazoa; Chordata; Testudines; Cheloniidae. Gene Ontology annotation, cellular component: extracellular matrix. The record is from RefSeq and is a predicted model, not a curated record. Gene Ontology annotation, biological process: collagen catabolic process; extracellular matrix organization; proteolysis.
UCCCCAGCAGGGACCCCUCGCUGUCUGCCCUACAGCCUUCUCCAGGCCCAACUGGGGCCCCAGGGAUGCUGGAGCAAUUUGUAUCAUGGGGGUGCUGACAGUCACUGAACCGCACUGUAAACCCUGCAUAUGAUGGAAACCACUUCAAGCCGGGGGGGCUGCGCCCCCCUCCGCACCCCUAGUCCCAGCACCUCGGCCAGGACCCCACCCAGGCCUCCAACCCAACAGAGAUCCACUGAUCGCUGCCCCGGGUUUCUGGGGUUUUAGACAGCUGUGUCUCCAUGUCCUCGCCCUCCUGGCUACUCUCCACACAGACCCACCCACCCUGCGCACUCACCAUCCUGCACAUACAUCCACCCCUGCGCCGGCUCCUCGCCCCGUGUCUGCGGGAAGCAGGUGACCCUCCCCGGCCGGGGUGAAGCGGGUUUGGGUUGGGGGGCAGCCCCAGGGCCGGGAGGGGUGGCACAGGGAGAGAAGACAAGGGGGAGUGUCGCUUUAAGCCGCUCCCGGACACUCCCUUCCUCCCCGCCGGCCCUCGCCCUCCCCCGCAGCCCCGGCCCUGGCGAGCGGCUGGUGCGGGGCGGAGGGUCCCGGGAUCAGCCUCAGCCCCGGGGAAGGAGACGCGGCGCUGGGGCUGGGCUCGGCCCGGGGCAAUCCCAGCGGGCGCGGAGCUGAGAAGGGGAAGCCGAGCCCCCCCCGCCAGCAGGGCGCGGACCGGUUCCCAGCGCCGCCCGCGGGCGCAGGGCGCUUUGGCGAGCCGGGCGCUGGGGGCGCGGAGCCGGGGACGGCGCAUGGGGGGCUCCUGCUGGCCGGCCGGCCCCAGGCUCGGGGAAGGGUAGCGAGCGGAGCCGGACCCUGCCCACGGCAGCGCCCCGGGGGAGCCCGGCUGCAGCCUCGGGACCAGCGCCUGGCACAGCCCUUCGCUCAGUCCGGCCUACAACAGGACAGUCUGUCACGAGAUGUGGUAACUGAGAGUAAAGCCAUCCCCACUAGCCGCAAGCCCCCAGCCGGAGACCCGGGCUGUUAGGAGGCCAGGCUGUAGCUGCAGAGAUGUCGGUGUCCCGGACCCCGGUGCCCACGCGGAGGCUCCAGGCAGCAGGGAUUCCAGCUCCCCGGCCCAGAGGCGGCGCUCGCUGCAGGCUUGGCAGAUAAAGCUGCCGAGAUUGGGAGCUUCGAGGGCCCCUCGUUGCGGAUCAGGGCCGUCCGCCGUGCAAACCAGGCCCGGUGCGGGAGGCGCAUGGAGGCUGGAGAAGCGCCUCUGCCCGGCAAACAUCCCAUGGAGCCGCAGCGCCGCCCGGAGCUCAGGCGAGAGACGACGGCGCCCCCCGUCUUGGCACCAGUGGUACUGCUGCUCCUGGGGCUAGCACUGCCCGCCAGUGCCCGUCCUGUGCCCACCCCGGUGGAUGAGAGCGGGGAGGUUGUGGCCUGGCUGACGCAGUACGGCUACCUCCCCCCCGCCGAUCCCGUCACCGGCCAGCUCCAGACUUGGGAAGCCGUGACCAGCGCCAUCCGUGUGAUGCAGCGUUUCGCCGGGGUCCCCGAGACUGGGAUCCCAGACGAUGCCACGCUGGCCCUGAUCCGGACGCCGCGCUGCUCGCUGCCCGACGUGCUCCCGGGAAAGCUGCUCGAGAGGAAGAACGGGAGGCAGUGGCGGAAGAGGAGGAAAAGUCGGGGCAGGCGGAGCGCAGGCCUGGCUUGGACCAAGAGGAACAUCUCCUGGAAGGUGAAGACGUACCCGCGGGAGGCGCGGCUCAGCCGGGAGACCAUCCGCGCGCUCACGCACUACGCGCUGAAGGUGUGGAGCGAGGCCGCCCCGCUCACCUUCCACGAGGUGGGUGGAUCCGGCGCCGACGUCUCGGUGGAGUUCCUGCACCUGGACCACCGGGACGGCUACCCCUUCGACGGGCCGGGGGGCAUGGUGGCCCACGCCUUCUUCCCCGGGGACCCGCAGCGCGCCGGCCACGUGCACUUCGACAGCGACGAGGACUGGACCUUCCGCUCGCCAGAUGACUACGGGACGGAUCUCUUUGCUGUGGCCGUGCACGAGUUCGGUCACAGCCUGGGCCUGGCGCACUCGCCCUCCACGCGCUCCAUCAUGCGCCCGUAUUACCAGGGCCCGGUGGGGGACCCGCUGCAGUACCAGCUGCAGGCCGACGACCGUGCGGACAUCCAGAGGCUCUACGGAAGCCCUGUCCUGCAUUCCACAGAGAAGCCGGAGGCAUCGUCGCUGCUCCCGGACCCGCCGUCCCUGCCCCACGACUUCCCUGCCUUGAGGUCGGAGAAGGAGUUCCCGGAUCGCUGCUCCUCCAGCAUCGACGCCAUCGCCCAGAUCCGCGGGGAAACCUUCUUUUUCAAAGGUCAGUACUUCUGGCGUCUGACCCACGAGCGACACCUCACCUCCCUGCGCCCCGCCCUGAGCGCGGCUUUCUGGCGAGGCCUGCCCCGCAGCCUGGGCAAAGUGGACGCCGUUUACGAGAGGCACACGGACCAUCGGAUCCUCUUCUUCAGCGGGCCCCUCUACUGGGUGUUUAGGGACAACGGCGUGGAGGAGGGGUACCCGCGCCCCGUCACGGACUUCGGCCUGCCCCAGGGGGGAGUGGAUGCCGCCUUCUCGCGGCCGCACGACCGGAAAACCUACUUCUUCAAGGGUGGGCUGCAGUGGUCCUACGACGAGGCCCUGGGGCGCAUGGACGAGGGGUCCCCCACCCACACCGUGCUCGGGGGGCAGCUCCCCACCCCUGUGGACAACAUGCUGAGUGGGAGUGACGGAGAGGUCUACGCCUUCAAGGGCAGGCAGUACUGGAAGCUGGAGUGGCACGGUCUCAAGCUGGAGAAGGGCUACCCUCGCUCCAUUGCCAGGGACUGGCUGGGCUGCACCGGGGAGCUCUCCCCGCCGCUGAGCGCCCCCACCGGCCCCCCCACGGGAGCCAAGCUGCAGCCGGACUGGCGGGGCCCCCCGCUGGAGGUGGAGCGCUGCGUGUGCCCCAGCUCGGCCCCCCGGGCCGCGCUCGCCUGGCCGCUGGCCGCCCUGCUGCUGCUGUGGGGCCUCGGCUAGGCUGGCAGCCGGGGCUGCCCCCGGCCUGCGGACUAACCCUGGAGGCAGCAGGCCAGGCCAGGGGGCUGCUGGGGAACCCUGGGGGUGGGGGGCGCGCCCCCGAAGGUCGGCGCUGCAGGCCGGGUUCCGGUGCAGGGGAUCUGCGGGGGUCCGAGGCCUGGGCAGCGCGAAUACCCGCGAGUCAGGGCGUGCCCAGGGGCGGCCCGCUGCGCUCUGUCUGCGGGCAGUGGCAUGGGACGGGUGAGCGGCCGCUAACCGCCCGCGGGGGUAGAGCCGGGGCGGGAGCACAGGCCACCUCCAUUCGCUCGGGGAAAGUGCUUGUCCCUCUCCCCUGACGGACUUCAGCCCCCAUGGCCGGGCGGGCGGGGGCCCAGAUGGCCCAGCUGGGCCCGCGCCAGCCAGGGCCUGGCCUCAGCACCUCGGCCAGGGCCUGUCAGCUGGACCCAGUGAAGGGGGGCCGAGUGAUGGGCCCUCCGUGAUCCACUGACGAUGAUGCCAGCUCCUGCCACGGGGCACCAGCUCUCCAUCGCCCUGACUUCACCCUCCAUUACCCCAGCUCUCUGUCCCCUCAUCUUCCGUGUCCCCAUCUCCCUGACCCCCCCCCGAGCUCCCAUUGCCCCAGCUCCCCCCCCUCCACGCCCCAUCUUGCCUCAGGUGCCCCCGGCACUGACACCGGGGGCAGGAAUGGAGGGGGGCGGGGGUGGAUGCUCCACUCCAGCUUAGCUUGCAGAGCAGGAAGCUAAAUUAUACACCAGGUGCCCGGGGGCCUGGGCCUGCCCCACGCCCUGCCAGCUCCCAGCCGGCCUCUGUGUUCUCGUGGUGGUGCUCGGCGCCCAGGGGCUCUGUGUCCCCGGCAGCGAGAGAAAGUCCCUGCCCCACGAGCACUGCUAGCCCCCUCCGCCCUCCCCUCCCGCUUCCUCCGGGGCCUUCUCCGAGUCCCGUGAAGCCGCUGGUCCCCCUGCGGGCGCUGUGCAAACAGCCCCAAUGUGCCCAAAUGACCCAGGAGCCCCGAGCAGCCGCUACCGCCUGCCCCGGGAUGGGACCCGGCCCUUCACCCUCCUGCCCAGAGGGGACUUCCUCCCUCUGGCCCUCCCGUGGGGUGGCAGGGUCGAAGGGGCCCCGGGAACUGCACCCUACUAGGGCAGAGCCUGUAUCUGCUCAGUGCUUCUCUUGCCCAGCCCGAGCCCCGCUGGGCCAGUGCGUUCACACCCCCGGCCAUGUCCCCGGGGCUGCCCUCCGGCCUGGGGGCAGAGGUGAGGCCGGGGACAGGAGCGUGAGGCCCAGAGCGGGAGCAGCCGAGAGCCAGCACUCCUGUUAGAACCAUGCCAAUGGCUUGGGGGCCAUCUCCGGCCGGGGUCCCUGGUCCCAUAGCAAGCCCCCCGCCCCCUUUGAAGCAUCAGAGAGAGUUCAGAGACAGGCCCCCAGGCUGCAAGGGGCAGCUCUAGAGCAGAGAGCCCUAUGGCCUCCGGUUGCCGGCUCCAGCCCCGGGCAGCCUCCCACAGGCACCCACAGCAACCGAAUGUCGCUGGACUCUGCUAAACCCUGCCCCGCCUUCCCCAUGAGCUCCCCAGUGCCCGGCCCCUCUCUCCGGCCCCUCUGCCUUAGCCCGCAUCUGCUGAGCGGUCAUGGCCUCCCGCAGUCCUCCCCUCCCAGGAUCUCUCCGGCAUGCGGCGGCCAAACCCCGCUCAGCCUUUUCCCAGCUGGGAGAUGCUACGUUCGCUCCGGAGCUCCUUCUGCAUCAGUGCCUGGGAGACGCCCUCCGAUCCCUCGCUUGGGGACCCAUUGUUCUCCAUGUCCCUCCCCAUGGGCGGCUGGCGUCUCUCAGGCCUGGACUGGUGCACACGCUCCCUGCGGCCAGGAGCUGCC